CCAUCUCCCAAAACCACCACUUUCUCGCAUUUUCUCGCAUUUUCUCUCCCACUUUCUCACCAACACCCACUAAAAAAUCUCACUCCAUCCCAACAAAUCCCAAUCAAAGCCUCCUUAAUGCUUUCCCUUCACUCCACUCUCACUCCGCACUGACCCCAUUACUUCUCCUAAUCCGACUCCGUCGCUUUCCCAUCAGCAGUCGCACUUUCUCUCUGUAUUUUCUCGAGAAAAACAGAGCAUACGCCUGCCAAGCAUGGCCGCUCGCGAAUUCGACGUGGUCAAGGCCGAGAAAGCCAGAUCUCUACGCCGGUACGGGAGAGACCAGAGGCUGAAGGCUUUCCUCCGCGUCUCCGAGAUCUGCGUCGCGCUGCUCCUGCUGGCGUACUACUCCUCCGGGAUCUCUCUCUCUGCCGCGGUCACCGGCGAUUCUCUCGGCCGCGUGGUCGCUCUUUUUGCCAAGCCGCUCUCCGUCUUCCUCCUCAGCAAUGCUAUCAUCAUAACCGUCAUCGUCUUGUCCGGCAAGGACACGGAGCGCGGCCCGGCGUGCGAUGUCUACGACGAGUACCUCGCUCGCCGGAGGACCUUCGCCAGGAACUGUCCAGCGACGGGGACAUUGCUGGAGGAGACCGUCGUCGACAAACAGAUCGUACUAUACUCAUCCUCUCCUGUUUGCGAAAAUCCAGCUCUUACGGUCACGGAUCCAGAGGCCGAUCGCAAUAAGGCGAUUGUCGAAGUUACAGAGACCAUUCGUGGCGUUGAGAAACUACCGGCGGUCCCUCCGGCGAAGCAAUGCAGGAGGACGCAAACGACGGUGACCGUGAGGGUUCAGAGAGAGCUCCGGCUAUCACCAUCCAGGAGCGACAAUGGGCGGCUGGACAGGGCAGUGCGGCGCAGGAGGCCAUGCGCAGUGGAGGAAUUGAGCAACGAGGAGUUCAAUCAGAGGGUGGAGAAGUACAUAGAGCGGACAAGAACGUUCUUGCGCAAGGAGAAGAUGGCGGAUGCGAUGAAGGAGAGUUACAAAGCAAUUGGUUAUCAUUCUGUUUGAUGGCUAUCAUAGCAGAGAUAGAGACCGUAGCUUAGGGAAAAUAUAGCGAAGAGGGUCAAUCUGAAUUUGCGAGACUGAUGUGCAUAUGUAUAGUGAUGAAUUUCCGAUGAUGAUUUGCACAUUAGAUAACCAAUCCCGACCUGAUAUGUCUAAUUCGACGAAAGAACGGCACAUCAUUAUCAUGUAAAAAUUGUGCAGUCGCUAUAAAAAUUCGAUGUUAAUAAGCAA
Messenger RNA from Syzygium oleosum, 1273 nucleotides. RefSeq lists its product as uncharacterized. Bases 254 to 1045 code for a protein of 263 amino acids. The transcript has a single exon. Lineage: Eukaryota; Viridiplantae; Streptophyta; Magnoliopsida; Myrtales; Myrtaceae. The record is from RefSeq and is a predicted model, not a curated record.